GUGCGCGGACCUGAAGGGCUGGGUCGCGAGCGCCCCUCUUAAUCGAGCCCUUACCCGUGUAAAUGGAAAGACGGGCGAAUGCGGUGGAGUGAGGCUCACUUGACAGCUUUGGCAGGUUUGGACUCUUUCCAGGCUGCUGUAUUAGGGAGAUCUGAGAUGUGUUGUUAAUAUUACUCAGGGGUCCGUUUUUUCUUAAAGAGCAGCGAAGAACCAUACGAGUGGGUCUCUUCUGCAUUGAGGUUUCAUGGACAAAUAAAAUGAUAGAUCAGAUGGACAGAGAGAUGACAGAAAGAAAGAUUCUGGGAAAAUAUGGCUCAGACUGAAGUACUUUCUAACAGGACCCUGCUGAAUUUGAUGGGUCAGGAAGCUGGAAAACCCACAUGGCCAAAACCAGCAGGAGGCUAUCAAACUAUUACAGGGAGAAGAUAUGGAAGAAGACAUGCCUAUGUCAGUUUUAGACCUUCACUGAUGAAUCAAGAAAGAUACUCAAACCAACACAGUGAAGAAUGUGAAGGAUUAGAACUAGACAAUGUUCCGAAAGAAAACUUAUUGUGUUCCAGUCCACGGGUCCAAGUAUGUUCUCCAUUGGCAGAUGCGUCAUUAUUACCAAAUGUUGGAUUAGAAGAACCUCUUUGUGAAGCGGAAUCUAGCCAAGCAAUCAACACAGAUACUUCUAUAUUUUCUCCAUCAUGCUACAAUUUAUGUGAUAGCCAAAUCCUUGCCAACAAUGAGAGUUCUAAUGGCAGUGUGGAGUCUGGUUCUGAAGAGCACAAUAAUCUUCAUGGCCAGAGUGGAAUUGCCUUUGUAAAUAUUGACUCUUAUGAACCAGACAGCAGUGAUGGAGAGGAAGAUGGUUACCAGAAUGUUGUAUCAUUAGCUAAAGAAGAAACAGAACUAUUUCAAGAAACACUGGACAAUAUGCUUUCCAAGUUAGAAAAAGAUAUGGACUCCUUCAGUGAUCUGCAGUCACAUCUGCCUAGUUUCAGUCAUAAUACCAUAAGUAAAAGUUUUGAAGAUCUUAGACUAGUGCCUUUCAGAAGACUUUCUAGCAUAGAAUCAGAUACUGUUCACCAAAAUAAGUCACUUUUGAAAACAUCUAAUGAAGAACCUUUAGCAAAAAAUAACCUUGUUUCUUCUUAUGAAUUGGAACAGCAAAUCAGCAGUAUAGCUGAACCUACAGUUAGGACACAUGUAGGAAUUUGUGAUGCACUGAGUACUACAAGCAUGAAAGUGGACCAAGAGAACUCAGCUGAGUUGGUAGUACGACCCAAAGUUAGAAAACAGAAUCCUAUUAGCCAGAUUGAUAAAAAACCGUCUGUAAUGAAUGAAGAGGAAGAAAAGAGAAGUACUAAAAUGUGGAAUGAGAAUGUGGAUGUCCAGGAAUGCAGUGCUGAAGUUAUCACAAAGCACAGUAAAGAAAAAAAAUCUAAUACGGUUUUUGAUCCCAAAGAGUAUGAAUUGGCUCAAAAGAAAGUAAAAAAUGAACCAAGGAAGCAAAAUACAACUCUUCAAGACAAAAGCAAAAUAGAUGAUAGUGCUUUUUGGGAAGAAUUUGAAGACUGUGGUAGAAAUUUGUCUAGUUCCAACAAAGAUGAAGAUGACAGCUCAGAAUGCAGUGAUGGUGAAUGGUCUGCAUCCCUGCCCUCUUAUUUUUCUGUGACUGUGAAAGAUCAGUCCUCCAGUGAUGAGAGCUGGGAGACUCUUCCAGGCAAAGAGGAACAGGAACCUGAAGAGCAGAGUGAUAGCAGUGGUGUGGAAGAGGAACAUAAUGAGUUUGGUUUCCAAGCACGGGAACAGACCUCUCUAGAGGAUGGAGAAAUUCCGUGGUUGCAGUAUCAUGAAGAAAUUGAAAGUAGCAGUGAUGAAGAAAAUGACCAAGCUAGCCAUUUUGUACAUCCUGGCUUUUUUAUGUUGGAUGGGAACAACAACCUAGAAGAUGAUUCCAGUAUGAGUGAAGACCUAGAUGUGGAAUGGAGGCUGCUUGACGAAUUUGGGGAUGGUCUUGGUGUUGCUCAAGCAAUUUCAUAUGUGGAUCCCCAGUUCCUUACUUAUAUGGCCUUGGAAGAAAGAUUGGCACAGGCCAUGGAGACUGCUCUGGCACAUCUAGAAUCUCUUGCAAUUGAUGUUGAGCAGGCUCAUCCACCAGCUAGUAAAGAGAGCAUAGAAUGUCUGCCACAAAUUAUUAUUACAGAAGAACACAAUGCUGUAGGUCAAGAGCAGUGUUGUGCUAUUUGCUGUAGUGAGUACAUCAAAGAAGAAAUUGUAACAGAGCUUCCAUGUCACCACUUCUUUCAUGUGACAUGCAUAACGCUUUGGUUACAAAAGUCUGGAACAUGUCCUGUAUGCCGCCAUGUGCUUGCUCUUGGGCUUCCAGAGACAGCCUCUCCCAUGUUCACCUUCUUCCCCGAUCAGGAUUCUACUGCUUCAGUCCAGAGUGCCUCAGGAACACAAUAAAGGAAUACCUGAAAAAGAACUUAGCCAUCACAUUGUACUGUAAAGUUCUUCUGUUUAAUGAUGACAUGGAAUUGGUUUUGUGUGUGUGCACAUGUGUACGUGGCAUAUACACAGACACAAAAACAUGUAGAAAUUCAUACACACACAUGUUCUGCAAGGGAAUGUAUGAGCUUACAAAAUGGUUUAGAGUUAGAAUAACAGACUGAAAAACAAAAAGGUUGCACUAGUUUUCUGCAGUAAACAUAUUGCUCUUAACUAAUGUCUAAUAGUAAUAUUCAGUUUGUCUUGAAAAAUGAUCAUUAAUGUGGCACAUAUUCAAAGUAAUACAGCUGCAGUGCAGUUGGAGCUUACACAAGUUAUGCAUAUGAUAUGUUUUACAUAAUAUAAUAUUAGAGCCUUGGAUUAUUUCUUUUAAAAUAGUGCCACUUAAUUACUUUGUAUUUAACUCUUUCAUAUUUGCAUCAAAUGUGAAGAUGUUCUGUGAUAACAGCAGUAGUAUACUUUGGUUUCACUGGAAAAUAAACCGCAUAAUCAAAGAAUUACCCUGUGAUUUCAUCAUGACCUAUGUGUGCAUGAGAGUUUCUGUGACUAGUACAAGAUAGACUUAAUUUGGAUUAUUUUAUACAGUUCAAAAUCUGUACUUUCAAGUUCCUGUUAUAAGAAUUGAGGGAACAGCAGCUGAAUUAUAGAAGGCUUAUAGAGCUAAGUAGCUUGAUUCAAGAAGAAUCAGCAAGACACAAUGGAGUGUCAGGAGCUGAAAUCAGGAUGGGCACAUUUUCAUAAGAACUGUGCAAGUAUUACAAAGAUGUAAUACUCCAUGUAAUAUUGAUACACAGUGGAAAUCAGGUGACCUGUUAUUAGGGCACCAAAAUUGCCUCACAGUGCAGUUUCUCAAUACAGUAUAUUAGUUUCCAAAUGUUUCUGCCGCCUUUAUACUACAGUUUUGUUUUGAGUGAAACUGCAAUGCACUUCAGUAAACUACUUGGACAAAGCCCUAUCCACUCACUAACUCCAUUCGGUUUUAUGUAUUACAGAAAGAUUAAUCAAAGCGGAAGAUUCUGAGUGUUAGAAAAUGGUUUCUUACGAUUAAAAGAAGAGAUAGCAUUUAAUGUGUAUAGGUUAUUUUAUUGUACGGUGCCGUCAGAUAUGCUUUCAGUGGUCCUACCCAGGUCUUCUUCAAUUUAUCAUAUUAGCUAGAUUGAGCCUUUAUAGAGAAAGAAUCUAUUAAUCGCUACUUUUUUUUUCUUAACUAUUGUUAGAAUCUAUUCUCCAUUUUGUUCAGGAAGAAUACAUUUUGCAAUAAAGCUUAGCACAGUAAGGGGUUGUGGGGGUGGAAGUUGGUAAGGUAAUAAUCCAGUGUUUUACCCACAAGGCCAUCAGCUUACAAUUUCUAGAGCAGAGGAGAGAAAAACAGCUGGGCUGUUUCAAAGUGGAGUAGACUAAUUAUUACUAAGACUUCCAGAGUAUUAAUUCACUCCCACUCCUGCAAACUUCUGCAUUUCUGAAGACACAACCUUACCAUUUUUUCAGGACUAAAGGAAAAGGAAAUUAUGUUCUCAGUUGCCUAGUUACGAGAUAUUUUUAUUCCUCUUUUCUAAAAGACCAGGUAAAAAUGUAUAAGCUCUUUGGUGUGAGAAGCAAACUUUAGCAUACUGGAAAUUAAGAUGAGUUCCCUUUUUAACCACAGAGGACUAGGUUCCCCUGGCUUCUUGGUGACAUAAAUAUAUCUAUCAUGAGAAAAAUUGGGCAUUUUCUCUUCUCAGCAAUAUAAAAGAUGCUUCUUUAAAGUUAAAAUCUUAGCCCAGCUAAAAAUUGUUCUUAAAUCAAGGCUCUUGCUUAGAAAUUCAUAGACUUCCUGAAUAAACAUGCAUUCUACAAUUAAAAUAUAUUGCAACUAAGUGACUUUUUGUACAACUAUGUAAUUUGGGGGCAUAAUCAAAAUAUAUGAAUAUACAGCUCAGAUAUCUUCUGUAGCUGCAUAGAGUUACAUGCUGCUGAUUCCUUUCUACCCUCAUAAAGAUACUAAGUGAGCUCAUUUAGUUGAAGAUCAUUGCUUCAACUUCAUACACAUUCCAGUGUUGAAGCAAGGACCUUUAAACAGUAUGAUGGCACUGGUCAGUAAAGUUAUAACUACUUAUAAUCUGAGGAGUAAGCAUAUAGCAGUUACCAAGUUACAAUGUUUCUUUCAAAUUAAGGACAUCUGCAAAAGAGAAACAAAAACAGCUUUUCUUUGAACUUCAUAGGAAAUAGUGGUGAAAUAAAAGAUUGAUCCUAUCACCUAUAUGAGCUAUUAGUCCAUGAGUCUCAUAGAAAACUCAGAAUACACAAGUUAAUGUGUCAUUUAUAAAGUCAAUUAUCCACGAUGCAUUUUGGCUUCUCUUAUAUAGAUUAAAAAAUAAUGCACAGCAUCUGAACAGCCAUUCAACCAGUACCGUAUCUAUAGAAAUAGAACUAAGGUAAUGACUGCCAUGAACAUACAGCAACACAUUUUAUGCUCCUGUCCUGCCAUACACAUAGAAAAAAAAUUACAUAUAUGCAAGGCAAAGUGUAGUCAAUAGAGUCAAUAGUGUUGGAAGUGAAAAAGCAGUGUUAGUAGCCAUAAAUUUUAGGGCUUCCUCUUGUCUGUCAGGAGAUUCUUCUCAACAAAUGUAGCCUACUGCAAAUGGCAGCCCAACAUAGCCACAUCCAACUGGAAAGUACAUGGAGAAGAAAAGUUUGUCAUUUUUUCCAUUGAUAGAAAAAAGGUCCUGUACAACCAAGAUUUCAGCACUUUGAAUUGGGAUGCUGAAAGCUCUGUUAGGGAAAAUAAGACAACUACUAGAUGACUGGUGCUCAGGCGAAUAGCUUUUAGCAGUCAAAUAAUGAGCCCACCAAUCUGAGAGCUGAUUCAGACCAAUAGGAACUAUUCAGUAUUUCCAAAUAUAAAUUAUUUGGGGUUGUGCAUUUCUAGUACUAGAUUAGGUUUUUCAUUGAUUGACCCAAUGCCACCAUCAGUUUUAUUUCCUAUAAAACAUUUUCUUGUCCAUUUUUGGACUUUUGGAUGAUGUCUGCAUAAACUUACAACAUGUCGCCUUUCAUAAAUACUGAACUAAGUUCCAAAUCCUAGAGGGGACCUACAGGCAGCAUUUUUCUGCACAGUAAUCCUUUUGCAUGCUGCUUCAACAGCCAGUAAGCUGCCUUUCCUCUGUUCUCUCUCAAACCAUCACCAUUGGCUCCCAUUUCAUCAGAAAUCAAGUUUCUCUUGGCCUGUGAAACUGGUAUUCACAGCUCUGAUAUUUCAGUAGAGUGUCUUCAUCCAUAUUUGAAUAUGAGAGGUUCCCUUCUUUCAGCCUUUUCUGUCUUUAGGAUUAGAAAUGUUAAAUAGAACAAGCAAGGGCAGCCUGAGGCCAUACUAUCCCUGGUACCCACAGUGGGUAGAGUUGAACAUUUUGGCUGUGUUUCUAUUGGUAUCAGAGUUAAACUCACCUUUCCUCUACAAGGUUAAAGUGCCAUGCAUAGCAUUCCCCAGCCCUGUGAAAUAUGUUAGGCUAAGGGAGAAUGAUUGGCCCAAGGUCACCUACUGGGCCUCCAUAGCUGAAGUUGCACUUGAGUAGUUCAACUUAACCAGGAUGCCACAUGAGUUUUACUGGUUGAACAGGUGCCUCAGACUUUGCAGAGGCUAAAGACCCAAGGGAGGCUAUUUUAAACCAUAGCCUCCCUCAAACUAAGCAUAACAGAUAACCGCUGAGCACAACGGAUGUCAUAAGCUUCUGCAAGGCUUAAGCUACCAAUUUCACCCUUUAAACCCUGCCCACCCCCACCCAUCCAUUCUAGUUAUAUCACAUCACCAGUUACAUCCCCUGUAAUCUCUUGGAAGGAUACAAGCAAUUCCUUCCCUGACUGAAAAAAAAUGUUAGCAUGUAAACUAAACCAUUUUCUCUCUGUAAAAGUGAACAAUUGCUUCUCCAUGCUUUCUGGUUGUAUGUAAAAAAUAAAUUGUUACUCUGUUUGAAUAUUAA
Candoia aspera is the source of this 6452-nucleotide messenger RNA. RefSeq names its product praja ring finger ubiquitin ligase 2 (gene PJA2). Gene Ontology annotation, biological process: protein ubiquitination. The transcript has 10 exons. Bases 310 to 2454 code for a protein of 714 amino acids. Lineage: Eukaryota; Metazoa; Chordata; Lepidosauria; Squamata; Candoiidae. Gene Ontology annotation, molecular function: ubiquitin protein ligase activity. The record is from RefSeq and is a predicted model, not a curated record. Gene Ontology annotation, cellular component: cytoplasm.